GCAGCAGAAGUGGGGGGACUCUCUUAUUUUCAAAACCUGUGCUCUGAGGCACAAGGCAGAGAGUAUUUCCACCUCCCAGGGGCAGGGUUAAGCAGCAGUGACUGUGGGUGGCAGAUAAUCGCUGGGUUCUGAUUAGAAAUCUUGAGAAAAAUGUUGGUAUCUGCCCAGACUCCAGCCCCAAGUGGCAGAAGGUGCUGGAGGCGGAGGAUAAGGAGGGAGAUGUCGUCUGCUGGCUGAUAAGCAGGCACAGCAGCUACACAGAAAAGAUGGGAGAGGAGGCCAACGAUGACAAGAAGCCAACAACUAAAUUUGAACUCGAGAGAGAAACAGAACUUCGCUUUGAGGUGGAGGCAUCUCAGUCAGUUCAGUUGGAGUUGCUGGCUGGCAUGGCAGAAAUCUUUGGCACAGAGCUGACCCGAAACAAGAAAUUCACCUUUGAUGCUGGUGCCAAGGUGGCUGUUUUCACUUGGCAUGGCUGUUCCCUUCAGCUCAGUGGUCGCACUGAGGUGGCUUAUGUCUCGAAGGACACUCCUAUGUUACUUUAUCUCAACACUCAUACAGCCUUGGAGCAGAUGCGGAGGCAGGCAGAGAAGGAAGAAGAGCGAGGACCUCGGGUGAUGGUAGUGGGCCCCACUGAUGUGGGCAAAUCCACAGUGUGCCGUCUACUGCUCAACUAUGCAGUGCGUUUGGGCCGCCGUCCUACCUACGUGGAGCUAGAUGUGGGUCAGGGCUCUGUAUCCAUCCCUGGUACCAUGGGGGCCCUCUACAUUGAGCGGCCGGCAGAUGUUGAAGAGGGAUUCUCUAUCCAGGCCCCUCUGGUGUAUCAUUUUGGCUCCACCACUCCUGGGACCAACAUCAAGCUUUAUAACAAGAUUACUUCUCGUUUAGCAGACGUGUUCAAUCAAAGGUGUGAAGUGAACCGAAGGGCCUCUGUGAGUGGCUGUGUCAUUAAUACCUGUGGCUGGGUCAAGGGCUCUGGUUACCAGGCCCUGGUGCAUGCAGCCUCAGCCUUUGAGGUGGAUGUGGUUGUGGUUCUGGAUCAAGAACGACUGUACAAUGAGUUGAAAAGGGAUCUGCCUCACUUUGUACGAACCGUGCUGCUCCCUAAAUCAGGGGGUGUGGUUGAGCGCUCCAAGGACUUCAGGCGGGAAUGUCGGGAUGAGCGUAUCCGUGAGUAUUUCUAUGGAUUCCGGGGCUGUUUCUAUCCCCAUGCCUUCAAUGUCAAGUUUUCAGAUGUGAAGAUCUACAAAGUUGGGGCACCCACCAUUCCAGACUCCUGUUUGCCUUUGGGCAUGUCUCAGGAGGACAAUCAGCUCAAGCUAGUACCUGUCACGCCUGGCCGAGAUAUGGUGCACCACCUCCUGAGUGUUAGUACUGCUGAGGGCACAGAGGAGAACCUUUCUGAGACAAGUGUGGCUGGCUUCAUUGUGGUGACCAGUGUGGACCUGGAGCAUCAGGUGUUUACUGUCCUCUCUCCAGCCCCCCGCCCACUGCCUAAAAACUUCCUUCUCAUCAUGGAUAUCCGGUUCAUGGAUCUUAAGUAGAGAUCAGCGGGGAGCCUUGCUGCCUGGGGCAUAGAGAUCUUUAGGCCAUCACCAAAGGCAGAUGGGUGAGGUAUAAGAAUCUAUUGAGGCCAGGCUGAUUAGUAAAUGCACUAACAGAAAGCAUGUAGUUGACCUCUUUAAACCUCCUCUAAUCUUGGGCCAAAAGGAAAACCAUGAGAAUAUAAUUGGUUUCUUAGAUCACCUAAAGUGCCACUUUUAAAGUCCCUCCAGAAUCCUGUUUCUUUCACUGUGCUACUGUGUGGACUGAUUUUUAGGAGGGAUUUUUAAAAUCACUUUUAUAUUCUGUAUAUAGUGUUUGUUACUUAUCUACGAUGAAAGAGAGAAUUAGAAGGACUCCUUCCAAUAAAGUUCAAACUUGGAAAAAAAACAAAUAUUUUAAUAAAUA
Molecule: messenger RNA, 1950 nt
Organism: Manis javanica (Malayan pangolin)
Lineage: Eukaryota; Metazoa; Chordata; Mammalia; Pholidota; Manidae
Gene: CLP1
Product: cleavage factor polyribonucleotide kinase subunit 1
Biological process (GO): tRNA splicing, via endonucleolytic cleavage and ligation; mRNA 3'-end processing
Cellular component (GO): mRNA cleavage factor complex; nucleus
Molecular function (GO): polynucleotide 5'-hydroxyl-kinase activity
Source: RefSeq, a predicted model, not a curated record